ACAAAAAAAGAAAAUCAUUUUCAAAAAAUAUAAUGAAGUUGACAAUUACAUUUGCAUCCAUCGCUUUGGCUAUUUCUUUAGGCUCUGCUGUCGAAGCUGCUUCUUGUAGCUCUCUCUACGGUCAAUGUGGUGGCAUUUCAUGGACUGGACCUACAUGUUGUGAAGCUGGCGCAAAGUGUCAAUCGAGUAACCCUUAUUAUUCACAAUGUGUUGCCGACACUAAUAACAAUAAUGUUAAAACCACUACAAAGGCCGCUACAAAAACCACUACAAAGACAACUACCAAAGCCACCACUACUACCGUAAAAAAGACAACCACUACUGUAAAAAAAACAACGACUGCUGCUCCCACGCCCAGCAGUGUCUCAAAAGUAGGCUAUUCUGUUAUCCCCGGUGGUAUCUCUGGAAAGAGUGAGACCACUCGUUAUUGGGAUUGCUGUAAACCCUCUUGUGGUUGGAACGGUAAAGCCCAUGUUACUUCACCUGUCAAAUCAUGUGCCAAAAAUGGUGUUACUGUUCUCGGAAACAACGUUCAAAGUGGUUGUGCCGCUGGCGGUGAGGCCUAUGUCUGUAACGACAAUCAACCUUGGGCAGUCAAUGACAAUCUUGCUUAUGGUUUCGCUGCUGCCAGUAUUGCUGGUUCAACUGAAGGUGGUUGGUGUUGUUCUUGUGUUGAAUUAACAUUUACCAGCGGACCUGUCACUGGUAAGAAAAUGGUUGUCCAAAUUACCAACACAGGUGAUGAUUUAGGUGAAGACGGUAAAAAGGAGAAUCACUUCGACUUAUUAAUGCCUGGCGGUGGCGUGGGCUUGUUCAACGGUUGUCAACCCCAAUGGAACGCGCCUAGCGAAGGUUGGGGUGUACGUUAUGGUGGUGUCUGGGCCGCCAACCAAUGCCAACAAUUACCUGCUGCUCUUCAACCUGGUUGUAACUGGCGUUAUGGAUGGUUCAAGGGUGCUGAUAACCCAAAUAUGACUUUCAAGGAAGUCACAUGUCCCGCAGAAAUUGUCGCUAGAUCUGGAUGUAGUAGACUUUAAUAAUUACACGACAUAUAAAGAUUAUUCCCAAACGUUUAUUAAAAGCAAAUUAUAUAUUACUAUCAAACAA
Mucor mucedo is the source of this 1107-nucleotide messenger RNA. RefSeq names its product RlpA-like double-psi beta-barrel-protein domain-containing protein-containing protein. The transcript has 4 exons. NCBI's taxonomy places the organism in Eukaryota, Fungi, Mucoromycota, Mucoromycetes, Mucorales, Mucoraceae. Gene Ontology annotation, cellular component: extracellular region. Gene Ontology annotation, biological process: carbohydrate metabolic process. Gene Ontology annotation, molecular function: cellulose binding; cellulase activity. The coding region runs from base 33 to 1037 and encodes 334 amino acids. The record is from RefSeq and is a predicted model, not a curated record.